Molecule: messenger RNA, 1824 nt
Organism: Sclerotinia sclerotiorum 1980 UF-70
Lineage: Eukaryota; Fungi; Ascomycota; Leotiomycetes; Helotiales; Sclerotiniaceae
Exons: 2
Coding region: 1-1824 (607 amino acids)
Source: RefSeq, a predicted model, not a curated record
AUGGCUGAACGAAACAUUACUAUCGCUUCAAAUCACUUUAGAGGGAGUGUAGACUCCAAUAUGGCAGCGUCUACGUCUCCCAAAAGCAUUCCCGAAAUAAUUACGAGGACGACCAAAGGAGGGAGGAAGCUUAGAUAUACCUUGACUGUAAUUCAACAACCUGAGCGUGCUAGAGCUUGUGGUUCCGGAGCAAAGUCAUCUGCCGAUCGCCGCCCAGUCGAUCCUCCUCCUGUCGUUCAACUUCGCAUUCACGAUGAAACAGAACCACGACAAGAGAAGGAGAUAACCUUUCACUAUAAUGCAAACUUCUUUCUAUUUGCAACUUUGGAGGUCGCUCGGCCAAUCGCUCAAGGUCGUGUACAAACUUCGGCUCCUCAAGCACCUGUUUUGACGGGCAUGCCAGUGUCUGGAAUGGCAUACUUGGAUAGACCCAAUGAAGCUGGAUAUUUUAUUUUUCCUGAUUUGUCUGUUCGACAUGAGGGCCAGUACAAGUUGAGCUUCAAUCUUUAUGAGGAGACAAAAGAGGAGAAGGAUGUCGAUAUCGAACCUUCGAAUGACUCAAGCAUGCGAAAGAUGUCGAGCGCUGCGGCGGCCGCUGAAUCCUCCUUUGAUUGGCGUAUGGAGCUUAAAUCCGACCAAUUUACUGUAUACAGUGCAAAGAAGUUCCCUGGUCUCUCUGAAAGCACUGAUCUGAGCAGGACGGUGGCGGAACAAGGUUGCCGAGUACGUAUUAGACGUGAUGUGAGGAUGAGAAGAAGAGACACGAAGCCUGGAGGAGACUUUGGUGAAAACGAGGAUGAAUAUCAACAGGGAAGGGCUACUUCGCCUACAUUUGAUUACGCCAUCCAAGCUGCUAGACAGAGAGCUCUGAGUACAAGUGGUAACGAGGAUCCACAACAGAGGCGUGGAUCAGGUGAGAUAUCACCAUACCGUUCGCCUGCUGCAGGUUCUCCAUAUCGUACACCUUCGCUUUCUCCAUCGACGUCAAACGCACCCCUACCUGCUGGUGGACAGCUCCAUUGGAUGGCACAAGGCAGUGGAUAUGCUCCUGUACAGGCAAUCCAACCUCCACCCCCGCCUCCACCUCCGCCUCCGCCUUCCUCAUCCUAUUCACAGCCGAUAUCGGUCGCCUACCCUAACCAAGGUCCAUCGACACCAUUCCGUCAGCAAGCUCUUCAAGGUCCACCUCCGCCACCCCCAGGAAGUUACAGUGGGUUCGAGGAGAGGCAGUCCUUUAGUCAAUUUCGUCCUCCUGCCAAUCCUCCUCAACCACAGUCGUAUGAUCCAGACUACCGGAGAAUGUCUUUUGCAUACCAAAUGUCCAAUGCAUCUCAAGGUUCCCAACCUACCACUCCUGCUGUUCAAAAUUCUACCUACAGCCAGCAAUCUAUGGAACCUACUUAUAGCCGUAAUCCUUCUUCUGCGUACUCAAAUAGCUAUCAGGAUUCUGUCGCUCUCGCACCAUUGCGAGCUGAGCAGCCGACAGCUAUGUCCCCGCUUGCCCCAGUAACUUCUAUGAUCCGUGGACCACCAAGCCUGGCGCCCAUGCCAAGUAUUGGAUUAAGCAACAACUAUAAUAAGCUAGAGAGAUCUGGGUCAUAUAGCCAAUAUCCUCCGAUUGAAGCAGAGCCACCAAGAUCAGCCAAUAAGAGAAGCUACAGUGAUGUUUUCAUCACCCCUAGUGAAUCAUUGUACAACGGUAGACGACCAAGCGCCAUUAGUCAACGAGAAGAAGAUGAGGAGGAACAAAGGUUCAGAGAUCAAAUGACUUACAGGCGAGCUAAUGGCAGCUUCCAACGGAAACCGGCUCCUAACCUCAACUAA